CAACGUAAACAGCCCUCACGGAUCUUUCAACAUUUUCAUUCUCCAUUUCUUUCCUCCACAAAGAGUGAGAAAAACACUAACCAAAUAAACGAAGAUGAAGGUGCUAGUGGGAAUAGAGGUUGAAGAAGAACACCAAGCUGUCACACUAUAAGAAAGAGACCAAAUUUGAAACUUGGUUGCCAACGCCAGGAAUCCCAGAGAUCAUUAAGAAAAAGCUAGAAUUUUGGUGGUCUCUGCCGUGGACUAGGGCUGGAGAGUCUAAGAGAGAUGGAGAGGACAAAGGGGAGGAAGGUGGUGAAAGACAAGGAAGUUGGUGAUGGUGAUCUUUGCUGGUGGUUGGUUCACAAGGGAAUUGCAGCCUCAUUCCUGUGCAUUGCUGUGUUUGCACUUUUGAUGAGAGUGGCUAUAUCACUCCAUCCUUAUUCUGGUGCAGGAAAUCCUCCCAAGUAUGGAGACUUUGAGGCACAGAGGCAUUGGAUGGAGAUCACCCUUAAUUUGCCAGUCAAGGAAUGGUAUCGCAACAGCACAACCAAUAAUAUCAGCUACUGGGGACUUGACUACCCUCCCCUUACUGCCUACCAGAGCUAUUUCCAUGGUCUAUUUCUCAGAUUCUUCCAUCCUGAAUCAGUUUCUCUUUUCACUUCUCGAGGCCAUGAAUCUUACCUUGGAAAACUUCUCAUGAGGUGGACGGUUCUAUCCUCUGAUGCACUGGUGUUCUUUCCUGCAGUUUUCUAUUUUGUUCUUGCGUACCAUUCAGGUCGCUCAAAUGGCCAUAAAACUCACAUAGCAUGGCACAUUGCAAUGAUUUUACUGAGUCCAUGUUUGAUGCUCAUAGAUCACGGUCAUUUUCAGUACAAUUGUAUCAGCUUAGGCCUUACUGUUGGAGCUGUUGCUGCUGUUCUCUCUAACAAAGAGCUAGUAGCUUGUUUCUUGUUCAGUCUUGCUCUCAACCACAAGCAGAUGACUGCAUAUUUUGCACCUGCAUUUUUCAGCCAUCUCUUGGGUAAAAGUCUUAGGCACCGGAAUCCUGUUCUUGAAGUGUUGAAACUAGGCCUUGUGGUCUUGGGAACAUUUUCUCUUGUUUGGUGGCCAUAUCUUCAUUCUAUGGAAGCCUUUUCAAGGGUUCUCUCUCGUCUUGCUCCUUUUGAGAGAGGAAUAUAUGAGGAUUAUGUGGCUAACUUUUGGUGCACAACAUCAGUUCUUGUAAAAUGGAAGAGUAUCUUCACAAUACAAUCAUUGAAGCUUCUCAGCCUUGGUGCAACUGUUUCUACAUGUCUGCCUUCAAUGGUUCAGCAGAUAUGGGCUCCAAGCAACCAAGGUUUCCUUUAUGGACUGCUGAAUAGUGCAUUCUCAUUCUAUAUGUUCUCAUUCCAAGUGCACGAGAAGUCAAUUUUGCUUCCUCUCCUGCCUGCAAGCCUUUUGGCACUGGAAGAGCCUUUUCUUCUUAAAUGGAUUACACUUUAUGCCUUGUUCUCUAUGUUUCCUCUUCUUUGUCGUGACAAGCUGAUCCUACCAUAUAUUGCAGUAUCUGCUCUCUUCGUCCUUAUUUAUUAUGUGCCAAGUGGAAGACAAGAUAGAAAGGAGAUGCGUUCCUUCAAUUCAUUUUUCACAAUCUGUCUUGUGUCAUGCUCUGUUGUUCUUCAUAUUGUUUACUUAACCAUGCAUCCCCCCCACAGAUAUCCUUUCCUUUUUGAUGCUAUGAUUAUGCUUCUUUGCUUCUCACAGUUUAUGUUGCUUGCUUUGUACACUAAUGCAAAGCAAUGGAUGCUGAUGAAACGCUCUGUUUUGUUGGAUAAAGAAAAGAAGCUUCAUUGAUCCUUUGUUUCAAAGAUUUGGUUAAUAUUGUCAGUAUCUUAUUGGUUUGUGUUAUUCAAGGGAUAUUGAGAUGGAGGCAGCAAACUUGUGUAAGUAAAUGUUUUGUGAUGAGUUAUUAUGCAAGUAAAUGCUUUAUGUGGAUUUAUUA
Quercus robur (English oak) is the source of this 1963-nucleotide messenger RNA. Its product is annotated as probable dolichyl pyrophosphate Man9GlcNAc2 alpha-1,3-glucosyltransferase. NCBI's taxonomy places the organism in Eukaryota, Viridiplantae, Streptophyta, Magnoliopsida, Fagales, Fagaceae. The record is from RefSeq and is a predicted model, not a curated record. Gene Ontology annotation, biological process: protein N-linked glycosylation. Gene Ontology annotation, cellular component: endoplasmic reticulum membrane. The transcript has 7 exons. Gene Ontology annotation, molecular function: dolichyl pyrophosphate Man9GlcNAc2 alpha-1,3-glucosyltransferase activity. Bases 268 to 1815 code for a protein of 515 amino acids.